This is a messenger RNA of Annulohypoxylon truncatum, 1002 nucleotides long. RefSeq names its product snare-like protein. Bases 101 to 817 code for a protein of 238 amino acids. Lineage: Eukaryota; Fungi; Ascomycota; Sordariomycetes; Xylariales; Hypoxylaceae. The transcript is spliced from 2 exons. The record is from RefSeq and is a predicted model, not a curated record. Gene Ontology annotation, biological process: endoplasmic reticulum to Golgi vesicle-mediated transport. Gene Ontology annotation, cellular component: TRAPP complex; nucleus; cytoplasm.
CUUCAACUUUCGCUUCACCAGUUAUUUUAACCCAAGCUUCCAUCAUCCGCUUCUACCAAAUCGACACGCGCGUGACGUAAAACUAAUAGCGCAUGCAACCAUGGCGACCGCGAUACCUUCUAUAGCCUGCCUAGGCGUCAUAGGACGAAAUAAUAACCCCCUCCACAUAACCAUCUUCCCCUCCUACGACGUCGCGACCAACAAACGCGCCCCGCUGCGCACGCCCCUCCAGUUCUCCCUCCUCCUCAGCAGCACCCUCGACGUCUUCGAGGCCCGCCGCCGCGCCUCCUCCUCUACUUCACAAUCCGGCGGCUCGGGCGGCGGUGGCGCGGGCGCCGCGGCCCCCGUCGUGACGGGUGACUUCGGGCUCCUGCACGCCGUCGACGAGCGCCUGGCCGCGUACGGCUUCGAGACGAACACGGGCGUGAAAUUCGUCGCCGUGGUGGACAUGCGGGGGCGCUUCGCCGCCACCGGGCCCGGCGGAACCGGUUUCGGCGCUGGUGGCGUCGGGGUAGGAGGAGGAGGAGGAGGAUUAGGGGGGACCGGAGAUCGCGCGAUGAGUUUGGGCGUGGGCGCAGGUGUGAGGGGCGGCGUCGGGCUCCGCGAGCAGGAGCUCAGGGUGGUGUUUCGCGCGAUGCAGACCGCGUACGUGCGCUUGCUGCAGAACCCGUUCUACGACCCUGAUGAGCAUGCGCCGCUGAUGCCGGCGGGUGGGAGUGGUGGUGGGAGCGGUGGGAAGAGGAUCACGAGUCGUAAGUUCGCGGAGGAGAUGCGCCGGAUUGGGGAGGGGUGGGCGCCGGGAGUGACGAGUUUGUAGAGGGGAAAGGAGAAGACGCAGGUUGGGAGAAUGUGUGGAGGUUGAGAAUAAGAAAGUAAGGGCGGCUGAUGGGAAGAAUUAGAGAGACUUGAUUUACUAUGCAUACGUAGAUGGCGUCACGGACUAGCAUAGAGCACGGAGUCUAGGUGUUUAUAUCCACGGAAAUGCCAUGUUAUGUUUACGUU